Messenger RNA from Chlorella variabilis, 940 nucleotides. RefSeq lists its product as hypothetical. The transcript is spliced from 3 exons. The record is from RefSeq and is a predicted model, not a curated record. NCBI's taxonomy places the organism in Eukaryota, Viridiplantae, Chlorophyta, Trebouxiophyceae, Chlorellales, Chlorellaceae. The coding region runs from base 143 to 622 and encodes 159 amino acids.
AAAAGAAGCAUGCUCCCUGCACCACUGGGCCGCCGCUUUUGCGGGGCGACAUGCUCGACGGCAGGGAGUGCCGCCCCUGGCCUCCCUGACCGCCCUGCGCGGCCUCCACGACUGUCUGCCAUCGCCAGCAGCAGCCCGCGUCAUGGGGUCGGGCGCCAGCAGCAGCCCCGCCGCCGCGCCGCCGCCGCCGCCGCCGCUGGCGCCACGGGCGGCGCCGCGCAGGCGCCCGCCCCCCGCGGCCUUCUACUCCGUCGUCUCGGGCGGCGGCGGCGAGCAGCCGGCCAGCGGUACUGCAGGCGGUACGGCCGGCGGUACGCCGCUCAAGCUCAUCGUGUACAGCAGUGAGGGCUGCCACCUGUGCGACGGCCUCAAGGAGAAGCUGGAGGCGCUCCUGGAGCGAGCCCAGUUCCUGCCCUGCGCCCUCAGCGGCGCGGAACUUGAGGUUCGGGACAUCUCUACCAGACCAGAGUGGGAGGCGGCUUACGGGCAGCUGAUCCCGGUGCUGGCGGCGGCCGACGGCGGCGGCGAGGUGGAGGUGCCGCGCCCCUCGCCCCGGCUGUCUGCAGACGCUCUGCAGAAGCACCUGGAGAAGUUCCUUGCGGCGCGGCAGGCUGGGGCGUGAGGGCAGGUGGCCAGGGCAUUGCCCUCAUGGCCUUCACGUGACAGCGGCGUGCUUUCUUCCUUGAGUGAUGAAUCGCGGGGCGUGGACGCGGCCGACGGCUGCCGCGGCAGCAGCCAGCGACGCGGGCGCCCGCCCGGCGGGACGGCAGGCAGAGAGCGAAUGAGGGGAGCAGCGCAGGCUCCGGCAGGCUCCCGUGUGUCUCUUGAGGAUGAUGUGAUGCAAGGUCUUGGCAGCGCACGACACAUAUGUGGCAUCCGUAUACUGAAUUACAUUCGUUUGCUGUUAUUUUUUUAUUACAUUUGUUUGUUACGUUUGAUC